Molecule: messenger RNA, 1248 nt
Organism: Paralichthys olivaceus (Japanese flounder)
Lineage: Eukaryota; Metazoa; Chordata; Actinopteri; Pleuronectiformes; Paralichthyidae
Source: RefSeq, a predicted model, not a curated record
UUCUAGUCCUGAUCCUGAUUCUAGUCCUGAUCCUGAUCCUGAUUCUAGUCCUGGUCCUGGUUCUGGACUAAAACCGGACCAUGGAAACGUUUUUCUCAGUUUUUUUAACAAACUCUUGACUUUAAUUUAUCUUUGUUUUUAGGUCUUCAGGUUUAGUGUCUGUCCCGGUCUCUGUCCCGGUUUCUGUCCCAGUCCUCUGCGGGAACAGGAGAGCGGGUGUCGGGUCUGAAGUUCUCCGACAGACCGGACCGUCCUCCGUUCUCAGCCCGGGUUGCGGUCUCUCGUGGUCCCGGACAGAGAAGCGGCUCGUCCCGCGGAGCUGGUCCCACAGCCCGGGUUAGAACGAUGAAGAUCCGGGGACUGGUUCUCAUCGGUCUCUGUCUGACCCUCCACACAUGCCGGGCCUUCCCAAACCAGCUGCCCGCCCUAAGCGCCGCGCCGCCCGGCCUGCCCUCUCUGAGCGACCCGCUGCUGGACUAUGAGGAGCCUGGAGGCGGGGGCCCGGGGGGCCCGGGGGGUCCGGGGGGCCCGGGGGGUCCGGGGGGCCCGGCGGGCUGCGACACGUGUGAGCCGGACCUGUGCCCGGAGACCCGCGGCUGCAGAGCCGGGCUGGUGCCGGACUCCUGCGGUUGCUGUCAGGAGUGCGGGAACCUGGAGGGACAAGCCUGCGACCCGGGGAACCGGAGCGUGUUUUACGGGCUGUGCGGGACCGGGCUGCGGUGUCAGGGGGAAGGAGGGGGGCGAGGGGCGGGGGAGGAUGAAGAUGAACAGGUGUGUGUGUGUGAACAUCUGGAGGUUGUAUGUGGAUCUGAUGGAAGAACAUACAUGAACAUGUGUCAGUUCAGAGAGGAAGUGUCCUCCAGACCAGAGCUCACCACCCGAGGGACAGGCCCCUGCAAGACAGGUACCUCACCUGUCUGGUCAGAGGUCAAAGGAGUUUUCUUCCUGCAGCAGGAAGCAGUGUGGAGCAGGUUCGAUUCCAUAUUGGUCCUGUACAGAGGAGACCGCCGGCGUCGCUGCACCAGGGUUCAGGCAGGAAGUGGGCGGGCUCAGGGACAGGAAGUGCUGACAGCUGGCAGCGCUGCAGCAGCUCCACCACCACAGAAGAAGAGAGAGGAAAUACACAUGGAGACCUGGGACCUGACGGAGGUUCAGGAGAGACAAAGAGGGCGAGACUGGAUGGAAUCACAGAGUCGUCUGCUCAGGCCCCGGCGUCAUGUGAUCAACCAGCCAAUGAGAGCAGCUUGA